Molecule: messenger RNA, 969 nt
Organism: Mercurialis annua (annual mercury)
Lineage: Eukaryota; Viridiplantae; Streptophyta; Magnoliopsida; Malpighiales; Euphorbiaceae
Product: vesicle-associated membrane protein 722-like
Exons: 5
Coding region: 204-863 (219 amino acids)
Biological process (GO): vesicle-mediated transport
Cellular component (GO): membrane
Source: RefSeq, a predicted model, not a curated record
ACUAAGCAAACCAAAAAAUAAAAAAAUAAAAAAAGUUCAAUUUAAUUUCUUCAAACUUCAACAAUAUCAGCAACCACUACCCCUCGCCUUUUCUGACUUUCAUUUCCCCAAAAAUUUCUCCAUUUUUAAAGAUUAGGGUUUCACCAUUAUUAUUUGUUCUUGUUGUUGCGGUGGUUACUGGUUAGUAGAGUAUAGAUCAAAGCAUGGGGCAGCAGUCGUUGAUUUACAGUUUUGUGGCGAGAGGUACAGUGAUUUUAGCUGAUUACACGGAGUUCACCGGAAAUUUCACCGGAAUAGCAGCUCAGUGUCUCCAGAAACUUCCGGCGACUAAUAAUAAGUUCACUUACAACUGCGAUGGUCAUACGUUUAACUACCUUGUCGAUAACGGCUUCACUUAUUGUGUAGUUGCAGUUGAGUCUGUUGGCCGACAGAUUCCAAUUGCGUUUCUUGAGCGAAUCAAGGAGGAAUUUACCAAGAAAUAUGGUGGAGGAAAAGCUGCAACAGCAGUUGCUAAUGGCUUGAACAAGGAAUUUGGGUCCAAAUUGAAGGAGCAGAUGCAGUACUGUGUGGAUCACCCUGAAGAGGUCAGCAAGCUUGCUAAAGUUAAAGCUCAAGUUUCUGAAGUCAAAGGAGUGAUGAUGGAAAACAUUGAGAAGGUUCUUGAUCGUGGAGAGAAAAUUGAGCUUCUUGUUGACAAAACCGAAAAUCUACGCUCUCAGGCACAAGAUUUCAGAACACAGGGAACCCAGAUGAGGAGGAAGAUGUGGUUCCAGAACAUGAAAAUAAAGCUGAUAGUGCUGGGUAUAUUGAUUGCUUUGAUCCUCAUCAUUGUAUUGUCCGUUUGCGGAGGCUUCAAGUGUUAGAAUCAUGUAUGACGUCGAACCAAAUAUAUUUUAAGAUGCUGCUUGUGUAUAGUUCGUACUCUUAUUUUGAUACUAGUCAGUUUAUUGACGUGUGCAAGUUUGUCAA